Molecule: messenger RNA, 3942 nt
Organism: Oncorhynchus nerka (sockeye salmon)
Lineage: Eukaryota; Metazoa; Chordata; Actinopteri; Salmoniformes; Salmonidae
Product: long-chain fatty acid transport protein 1-like
Exons: 13
Coding region: 497-2443 (648 amino acids)
Biological process (GO): adiponectin-activated signaling pathway; phosphatidylinositol biosynthetic process; phosphatidylcholine biosynthetic process
Cellular component (GO): plasma membrane; mitochondrial inner membrane
Molecular function (GO): fatty acid transmembrane transporter activity; long-chain fatty acid-CoA ligase activity; long-chain fatty acid transmembrane transporter activity
Source: RefSeq, a predicted model, not a curated record
AGUUCACAGAGAAAGGACGAUACUAUUUGGGCGGUGCGGUUGGUGGUCGUCGCAAUGCAAUAACAUUCAAUAUGGAGUACAUAGUACUGUGAUUCUUAUAUUUCGGCUACUACAAAUAGAUAAGUAUCCAUUAACUGUCUAGUCAUUCCAUCAUUUAGUGAAUCUGUUUCAGAAUUCUUUAGAGCGCGUAGGCUAUGCAUUUGAUGUUCAUAAAUUGAUGCAUUGUUUCAGGAGAGGCGUUGUUCUGAUAGCAAUUUGGUGCGGUGACAGUUAAACUGUUGUAACAUUUAGAUACGUAUUAAUGUAGCAAUAUUUCAAAUGAUAAAUGUUAUCCUCGCAACGAACGCAACAGCGUGUGGUGGCGAUUCUAAUUUGUAUACAAGCCUGGUAGUGGUUAAAGCGCUAUUGAACGUUUUGUAGAAUACUCGGUUACUAGGUGAAAGGUUAGGGACAUUGCUCUCAAAUAGUUCGUCGUCGGGUCGUGUAUGAUCAUAGGAUGCGCAAUGCAGCGAGUGCCUCUUUGUCUCUGGGAUCGCUGGGUCUGCUGCGUCUCUUCGGGGUCCCCUGGUCCUGGAGCUUAGCAGCAGGCUUCGGGGUCUUUCUGGGCACAGGUGGUUGGAAGUACCUCUACAUCGUAGUCCGUACUGCCAAAAGAGACCUAAAUGGCCUUUACGUGUUGUUACGAGUCAAGAUAGCCUUGUGGCACCACCUACGGCGCAACAGCAAUAUCCCCUCCAUCUUUGCCCAGACGGUGAAGCAGCACCCAAAUAAACCCGCCCUCAUCUACGAUGCCACAGCAGAGACGUGGACCUUCACCCAGCUGGACCUGCUGUCUAACGCUGUGGCCCAAUGGGCUCUGGCCCAGGGCUGGGCCCCGGGGGAUGUGGUAGCCCUCUUCAUGGAGAGCCGGCCCUUGCAGGUGGCCCUCUGGCUGGGCCUGGCCAAGGUGGGAGUGGAGGCAGCACUCAUCAACUUCAACCUGCGGAGGGACGCUCUCCUGCAUUGUGUUGGAGUGUCUGUGUCCAGAGGGAUUGUGUUCGGAGCCGAGCUGGCUGGUGCCAUGUUGGAGGUGAGCUCAUCCCUGAGCCCGUCGAUGGUGCGGUUUUGUACAGGAGAGCUCAGUGUAGACUGUCUGGCCUCCCUGUCUGCCCAGAAUCUGGACUAUAUCCUGGCCUCUGCCCCUACACUGCCCCCUCCUCCCUGCAUCCCACCCAAGAGCUUCAAUGAUCGUCUGUUCUAUAUAUACACCUCAGGCACCACAGGACUCCCUAAAGCUGCCAUAGUGGUGCACAGUCGGUAUUACCGUAUCGCUGCUUUUGGCUACCAUGCUUUCCGCAUGCGCCAGGAUGACAUCAUCUACGACUGCCUUCCCCUCUACCACUCUGCAGGUAAUAUCAUGGGUGUAGGCCAGUGUCUCAUCAAUGGACUCACUGUGGUGGUGAAGAAGAAAUUCUCAGCCAGUCGCUUCUGGGAAGAUUGCAUCAAGCACAACUGCACUGUGGUGCAGUACAUAGGGGAGAUCUGUCGCUACCUGCUGUCCCAGCCGGUGCGGCCUUCUGAGAAGGGUCACCGGGUUCGCCUGGCGGUGGGGAAUGGGCUGCGUCCUAGUGUCUGGGAGGCCUUCACCGAGCGCUUUGGUGUGGCCCAGGUAGGGGAGUUCUAUGGAGCCACCGAAUGCAACUGCAGCAUCGCCAACAUGGACGGCAAGGUGGGAGCUUGUGGGUUCAACAGCCGCAUCCUGCCCAAUGUGUACCCAAUCCGCCUCAUGAAAGUGAAUGAGGAGACCACGGCGCUGGUGAGGGACAGGCACGGCCUGUGUGUGCCCUGCCGUCCUGGGGAGCCAGGGCUGCUGGUGGGAAGGAUCAACCAACAGGAUCCGCUACGGAGGUUUGAUGGCUACGCCAACCAGGAUGCCACCAGGAAGAAGAUCGCCAACAAUGUCUUCAAGAAAAAUGACUCGGCAUAUCUGUCAGGGGAUGUGUUGGUGAUGGAUGAGCUAGGCUACAUGUACUUCCGGGACCGCAGUGGAGACACGUUCCGCUGGAGAGGAGAGAACGUCUCCACCACCGAGGUGGAGGGAACACUGAGUGGUCUGCUGGGCCAGGCCGAUGUGGCUGUGUAUGGGGUAUCUGUACCAGAUGUGGAAGGGAAGGCAGGGAUGGCUGCCAUCGCAGACCCAACAGGGACAUUUGACUGUGAUGUGUUCCUGCGAGAGGUCCAACAGGCCCUGCCCCCUUACGCCCGUCCCGUGUUCCUACGCAUCUCCCCACAAGUAGACACCACAGGUACCUUUAAAAUCCAGAAGACCCGGUUGCAGAGGGAGGGAUACGAUCCGCGCUUAUCAACCGACCAGAUUUACUUUUUGAACUCCAGAGCAGGGCGUUAUGAGGCUGUGAAUGAGGAGCUACACAGUGCUAUAGUGGAGGGUAGAAUGGCUCUAUGAGAUUGACUAUUUUAAGCUGGGUUUACACAUGUUUAUGAGGCUGCUUUGAGCCACAGCUUGUUGUAGCUACGUUAAAUCUAAACACAUAACUGUUUUCGCGAGACACGGUGGUAUGGACAAUCCUCACGACCAAGUGAAGAAUCUUGUAGUGUGUGACCCCUGUCUGUGCCACGUGGUUUAGUAUGGCACCACUAAGUUGGCAAGACAACAAAAUACGACAGGAAAGAUGGUCGUUUAGUGCGAGAGGCUCAGCCAUGUUAGGAUCAUGAAAGUCAUGUGCACACCGGCUUUAGGAAAGUAACUGUCAAGGUGUCAGAUACUGGAGACUGUGAUAUGCUGGAGUGGAAAUCCUGAUCAUGCCGUUAUAAUGCAUUGCAAGACUUGUCAUAAGCAUGCAUGACCCCUUAUAAUGUCUUAUCAACUCAUAAUGAUCCUGUCUCAACUUGAUAUGUUCAUACGCUGUGGAAAAUAACAUAUUAUAAAGGCUCAUCUGUGCUUAGAACACGUUAUAAAGCAGUACACCUGCAGGCUUUAAGUAGUGUUAUUGCUGAAGUCUCCAUGUAUUAGUGUUUCUCCCUGGAUCUAGUCUAGAUCAGGGGACUGAAGGGCUACUGAUCAAUCAAUAGGGAAACCUUAGUACUGUUACAAAACCAUCUUUUAACACUGUAUCAAUAACGUCCAAGGACAAGGUUGGAUGAGGGCUUUUUCCCUCUUUUGUAUUUCUUCAUUUGUGUUGUUUCUUAGUAUAGCCAAAUGAAAACGUUCAAGCCUUCAACACUACAAUGCACAUAGAGCAGAGCAAGUUUUCACAUGAAACCAGGAUGUCUGUUACAAUGACAGCAUUUGUCUGUUUGUUACAAUGAGAGUGUAAAGGAAAUGAGAGCUGGGACUGAAUAUACCACAGUCGUUGAGAUACCAGUCUCUUGAAGAUUGUGUUCCAGGCUAUUUGCUCCCAACCUUGUAAUAGUAGUGUGCCACCAUGUAAAGAACAAAAUACUGAACAGGUUUUUAGCAAUACUUGAGUGUCCAUGUUGGAUGAGGUGUUGCUACCUGUGUGUUAGUAGUAUGAUAGACCAUGCCACAGCUGAACAUGCCUCUUAUUCCGAACACUAACUGUAGGAGUUUCGAUUACAUUUUUUUUUAAAUGUAAAACUAAACCUGAUUACGUAACAUGUUUGAAGUAAUGGAUGAUAUGCACUGACUGACCACUCAGGUUCACACACAUUGAUAUUAUGUGCCUUGUGGAAGCCCUGUGUGUCCUGGAACUAUUGGGGUUUUAUGCUUAACCUGACUAGGGAACUCCAAUACAUAAGAGCAUUAUUUAAACAAUAUCUUCAAAAUCUGUCAAUUAGUCAACAAUCAUGGUUGCCCUAUUAUUAUGUAAUAAAGCAAUUUCUCAGAGUAAUAUUGUAGAUAUAAUUGAUUGGGAACAUUAUUCUAGGUCUCCAUUUUCAUACAUUUGUUUAGGUGUAACUCAAAAUAAAGGUUUGUAAAAGACA